Messenger RNA from Hansenula ciferrii, 2049 nucleotides. RefSeq names its product Acyl-coenzyme A oxidase 3. Gene Ontology annotation, biological process: lipid homeostasis; fatty acid beta-oxidation using acyl-CoA oxidase. Bases 1 to 2049 code for a protein of 682 amino acids. The record is from RefSeq and is a predicted model, not a curated record. Gene Ontology annotation, cellular component: peroxisome. Lineage: Eukaryota; Fungi; Ascomycota; Saccharomycetes; Phaffomycetales; Wickerhamomycetaceae. The transcript has a single exon. Gene Ontology annotation, molecular function: fatty acid binding; FAD binding; acyl-CoA oxidase activity.
AUGAGUGCACAGGAGUCAGAUAGGUUGAUCCAGGAAAGGGCCAUUGAGAGGGCUGGAACCUCUUUUAACGUCCAGGAUUUGAUUCAUUAUUUAGAUGAUGGAGAGGAAAAUACUAAAAUUUAUGAAUCAAUGUCACUUCAAUUAGAAAGAGAUCCAAUUUUUAAAAUUAAAUCUUCACAUUUAGAUUUAAAAGCCAAAAGAGAAUUAGCUUUCAAAAAAAUUGUGAAAUUAGCUGGUUAUUUCCAAAACUCUGAUGAAGUUGAACUACGUAAUAGAAUUAGAAUUCUUUCACUUAUUGAUCCGGAUGUUGCUACAAGAAUUGGUGUUCAUUAUGGGUUAUUCAUUGGUACUCUAAGAGCUCUUGGUUCUUCAAAACAAUUUGAAUUUUGGAUCAAGAAAGGUGCUUUUUCAUUAUCAAAUUUUUAUGGAUGUUUUGCAAUGACUGAAUUAGCUCAUGGUUCUAAUGUUGCAGCUUUACAAACAACUGCAACUUAUGAUCCACAAGAUGAAACUUUUAUCAUCCAUACACCUUCAUUAAGUGCUACAAAAUGGUGGAUUGGUGGCGCUGCUCAUUCAGCUACUCAUGCUGUUGUUUAUGCUAGAUUAAUCUCCCAGGGAAAGGAUUAUGGUGUUAAGAAUUUCAUUGUUCAAUUAAGAAAUUCUCAACAUGAAUUAUUACCAGGUGUUUCAGUUGGUGAUAUUGGUAAAAAAAUGGGUAGAGAUGGUAUUGAUAAUGGUUGGAUUCAAUUCACAAAUGUUAAAAUCCCUAAAUUCAAUAUGUUGGAUAAAUAUGCUAAAGUUGAUAAUGAUGGUAAAGUUACAUUACCUCAAUUCCAACAAUUAGGUUAUACUGCAUUAGUUGUUGGUAGAGUCUCAAUGGUUGUUGAUUCUUAUAACACUGGUAAGAAAUUUUUAACAAUUGCAUUAAGAUAUGCAUCAACAAGAAGACAAUUUGGUAAAGAUUCUGAAGGGAAAGAGAAAAAAAUCAUUGAUUAUACACAUCAUAGAAGAAGAUUAUUCCCAUUAUUAGCUAGUGUUUAUGCAAUGAAUUCAGCUGCUUUAGUUAUUUCAAAAUUUCAAGAUGAAGCUAAUAAACUUGUUGAAAGUGGUGAAAAUUUAAAACAUGUGAUUCCAAAUUUAAAAGAUCUUUUUGGUCUUUCAGCUGGAUUAAAGGCAUUUUGUACUUGGGAAACUGCUCAUAUUAUUGAUGAAACAAGACAAAGUUGUGGUGGUCAUGGUUAUUCAGAUUAUAAUGCUUUUGCAAGAGGUUAUAAUGAUUGGGUUGUUCAAUGUACUUGGGAAGGUGAUAAUAAUGUUUUAUCAAUGAGUUGUGGUAGAGCUUUAAUUCAAAAUUAUCUAAGUGUUGAAAAGAAGAAAAUUGUGGGGAAAUAUACAAAAUAUUUAGAAACCACAGAUAUUUCAAAUGAAUUUGAAUUAAAAUCUCAAGAUUUAGAAUAUAUUGAAAAAAUAAUUAAAGCUUGGGAAUUUGUUUCUAAGAGUUUAAUUGUUAAAUCAACAAAUAAAUUUAAAAAUUUUGUUAAAGAAUUUAAUGGUGAUGUUGAAUUAGCAUUUGAAAAAAUCUCAUCAUAUAGAUUUAUUAUUGCUAAAGUUCAUACAAAAUUAAUCCUUUUGAAAUCAUUUUAUGAAAGAAUUUUGGAAGCACCAAAGAAUUUAAAACCAGUUCUGUCAUUAUUAUUACAAUUAUAUUCUCUUUCCAUUACAUCAGAAAACAUUUCACAAUUUUAUUCAUUCAAUAUAGUUAAAGGUUCAGAUUUUUUGGAAAAUUUAAAUUAUAAAAUUGAUGAAAUUAAUGAAUUAUUAAGACCUGAUAUUAUUGGAUUAACUGAUGCUUUCAAUUUAUCAGAUUUUGUAAUUGAUUCUCAAAUUGGGAAAAGAAAUGGUGAUAUUUAUGAAUCUUAUUUCAAACAUGUUAAUGAUAAUAAUUCUGAUUUGAAACCUCAUUAUUAUGAUUCUAUCAUGAAACCUUUUUUCCAAAGAGAUAUGAAACCUAGUGAUAAUGAAGAAGUUGAUGAGGAGGAGGAAGAAUAG